Molecule: messenger RNA, 1647 nt
Organism: Salvelinus sp. IW2-2015
Lineage: Eukaryota; Metazoa; Chordata; Actinopteri; Salmoniformes; Salmonidae
Source: RefSeq, a predicted model, not a curated record
ACAAAUGACUCAUACAACAUAUUAUUGACUGAGGUUUGGGUCAUACUAUGGUAUGUUGGGGAAGGAUAGGCAACUGGAUAUUGUUGUUAGGGGUGGUGCUUGUAGGUGUGGCUGAUAUUGACUACUUAUUUCAGUGCAUGUUAAUUUUUCAUCUAUGAAUGAGACUGCUUUAUGGAAAGAGUCACCAUGACAAUUCCACUACUGAUGUUUGUUUUGCUGACUCUACCCUGCUACAAUGCUCACGGGCAAGUCAAUCCUUUUGGAAUUCCAGUCUCUGCCCAUGCUGGGAAGUUCUACGACACGUCUCCCAAAGACCACCUCUGCUGCAAGGGGAAAUAUGACGUUCUAGAUUACACUUGCUGUGAAAAAGUACUACAUGAAGGGGUGGGGCUGUCCUGCUGUGGAAACAGGGCCUUCAACAUCUUCCGGGCUUCCUGUUGUGAAGGUCAGCUGACUCUGAAUGUGAGCCAGCUGGUGUCAGAUUGCUGUGGGUGUCGGGCCUAUGACCCACUCAACCAGCUCUGCUGUGACUCUCAGAUCCUAACCAGGACCCAACCCCAUUCCAAGUGUUGUGGGAAAGACCUUUAUGAUGAACACCAGCUUUGCUGUGGAAAUGUCCAAGGAAGGAAGGUCCUGACCAAAAGGUCUAGUCACCACCGGUGCUGUGGAGACCACCAGUUUGACCAGCGAAGCCACUGCUGCUGUUUUGAUUCGGAACCACUAUCUCCAGAGCCUCUCAAUGCAAGCUGCUGUGCAUCAUCAGGGUUUAAUGUUUUUCAGCACAGAGCAAUUGCUCAGAAUUCUCCAAACUGUAUGCCUGGGAAGAAGCCUUGUGGUCUAGGUGCCUGUUUCAACCCAACAACAGAGCGUUGCUGUGUGAACCCUAGCUCUCACCAGGGUCAAAGUUACUCUCAUGACCAGGCCCGCUGUGAUGGAACACUCAGCCACACCCCAUGUCACUACCAUGGUGCUAGCUGUGGCUCUCAGGUUUACAAUCCAAACAUCAACAUCUGCUGUGCCGGGAAGCUGUCCAAUAGGGUGCUUGGAAAAAACCUGUGCUGCGGUACAACUCCGUAUGGUGUAGAGGACCGAGGGGUGCUGUGCUGUAACCAGACCUUGCACCUUGCGGUGGCGGAUGGGUACCAGUGCUCCCCAGGUGGCCACUUGUAUCUGCCAUCCCGUGACAUGGUGUGUGGCUCACGUGUUCAUCUCAACGAUCCAGGCAAACACUGCUGUGGGGAGGAGACAUAUGACCCUCAGUAUGAAAUCUGCUGCAACGGACACACACACCACAGGUUGGGAAACAUGUCCUGCUGUGGAAGGAAGGUCUACAACCAGAGCAGCGGCCAGAUGAAGUGYUGUGCAGGGACUCUGUACAACCUGCAGGCUCAGGGCAGGCUCACAGAGGACACCCAGUGCUGUGGGAGUGUUCUGAUGGAGGCCGGCUCCACCCAGACCUGUUGCACCGCCCCGGGGCUAGACCUGCUCUACCCUACCCAGCAAGGGUUCACCUGCUGUGGGCACCGCUAUCCCAAUGCCUCCCUGUGGUCUUGCUGCGCCGGGGUCCUGCAUCCAAGGCCUGAACCACACAACASCACCAAGAAUGUGAUUCCAGGUCAGUGGGAACAGGAUACAACCGAUCUAUGA